AUGACAAGCUCGCUCAAGAACCCCUCCUGCUUUCUCUACAGCCCAGGAGUAGCAAAGAUCGAAGAGGCUCCAUAUCCAACCAUUGAAGACCAACAUGAAGUCGUCAUUCGAAUUGCCUAUGUUGGUGUUUGUGGAAGUGAUGUGCAUUUCUGGAACCAUGGGGGAAUAAUCAACAAAGUUGACCCUUCUCACCCACUCAUCAUGGGCCAUGAAGCAUCAGGAACUAUCCACGAAAUUGGUACAGCUGUGACUUCUCUCAAGAUUGGCGACAAGGUGGCAAUUGAACCUGGCCACCCUUGCCGUCGUUGUAAAUCAUGCAGAGCAGGCAGAUACAACCUAUGCCUAAAAAUUAAGUUCGCGGCAGCUCCUCCUGACAACCAUGGCGCGCUUACAAAGUACUUCAAGCUGCCGGAAGAUUUUUGUUACAAGCUGCCAGACUUCAUGGGUCUGGAUGAAGGUGUCUUGGUGGAGCCACUUGCCGUUGCAGUGCACGCGUCUCGGCAAGCAGAUAUCAAGGCUGGUCAGACAGUUGUGGUUUUUGGUGCUGGGACUGUUGGCCUACUUUGCGCUGCUGUUGCUAAAGCUAUGGGAGCCCUCAAGGUUAUUUCUGUGGAUGUGAACGACUCCCGGCUAGAGUUUGCGCAUACAUUUGCGGAUGCUGGCACUUAUCACCCUUUGGUCGAGGAUCCGGCCGAGGAUACUGCGAGAAAGAUCAUAGACGCGAACCAGCUUGACGAAGGAGCAGAUGUUGUGCUCGAAGCUACUGGUGUUGCUAGCUGUAUCGAGGCUGGCAUCUCAGUGACAAAGCGUGGAGGCACCUAUAUUCAAGUUGGCUUAGGGAAGUCAAAGGUCGAAUUUCCAAUCGUGAAGCUAUCCGAGAAGGAGAUCAACAUGAAAGGAUGUUUUCGAUACAAUGCCGGCGAUUAUGAUUUGGCAUUACACUUCUUGGAGUCAAAGAAAAUUUCUGUCAAGGAGCUGAUCACUGGUGUCGAGCCAUUCGAGCGGGCAACUCAUGCCUGGGAGAGAACUAAGAAGGGAGACGGCAUCAAGAACUUGAUUGAGGGGCCGCUGUAA
Cadophora gregata is the source of this 1074-nucleotide messenger RNA. RefSeq lists its product as uncharacterized. The record is from RefSeq and is a predicted model, not a curated record. Lineage: Eukaryota; Fungi; Ascomycota; Leotiomycetes; Helotiales; Ploettnerulaceae. Bases 1 to 1074 code for a protein of 357 amino acids. Gene Ontology annotation, molecular function: L-iditol 2-dehydrogenase (NAD+) activity; zinc ion binding. The transcript is spliced from 2 exons. Gene Ontology annotation, biological process: D-sorbitol catabolic process.